Molecule: messenger RNA, 368 nt
Organism: Microdochium trichocladiopsis
Lineage: Eukaryota; Fungi; Ascomycota; Sordariomycetes; Xylariales; Microdochiaceae
Exons: 2
Coding region: 94-306 (70 amino acids)
Source: RefSeq, a predicted model, not a curated record
CUUGUCCGCACGGUCUACAACAUGGACGAGAUGAAGACCUUUGUCGCUCGUGGGGCUGUUUGUCCCAGAGGCAUGGCCGUCUGAUCUGGAAACAUGACUUAUAUGCAGAAAGCCGCCUGUUGUCGAUCCUGCCUAUGUCGCACACGCUCAGCAAAUCCGCGCAUGAUCGGUCAAUGUCGCACGAGGGAGUGUCUGAGACGUGUGAAUCUGGAUUCUCCCUUCGUGAACCUUUCGAAGAAGGCCCAGCAAUCAGCCAGGCUUCUCGAAAGAAAGUCAUGCUCGCCGAGUUGCUGGCCUGUCCCUUAAGAGCAAUGGUUUCUGAAGGGUAUCUGCCACGCCUGAAAUAUCGCUUUUGGUACUAUCAUGUG